GCGGCGGGCGGGCCGAAAAGCGCGCAGUCACUGCGGCGGGGAGGGGGAGCGGCCUUUGCAGGCAGUUGGAAAGCCCGCCAAAUGCUCUUUCCGUCGGCGAGCACUCGAGGGGGAGGGAGAUGAGACGCGCCCUGCCUAGGCCCCGCCUUCUCCCCGUGCCAAUACCCGAGCUCCACGCACCUUUCUGCCCAGCCCUCAGCCCCGCCCCUGUCGGAGCGGUACUCCGGCUAUUCUUUGCCUGUCUGGCCCCGGCCUCCUCCGAUUCCGCCCGCCGGCUCCGGACCCCCUCCCCUCCCGAAGCUUGCGACUUGGGCGCCCCAGUUUCACUUUUCCCGCACCCCUUAUGCUCCCUUUUUCCAGGGGCGCGAGGGCUGCGCAUGCGUGCCCUGAGCAGCCAGAGAUUAAACUACAUUUCCCGGCAGGCUUUACGCACCGCGGUCAGCUGACUGGUCUCGUGAUUUGCGUGGGGUUCGCCUGGAGGAGAGGUGACAGUCCUGGGCCGCCGCUGACCUUCCGCAGAGCCGAGCCAAAAUGUCCCCGGAAUCCAAAAAGCUUUUCAACAUCGUCGUUUUAGGACUUGCUUUUAUGUUUAUGUUCACCGCCUUUCAGACUUGUGGAAAUGUGGCGCAAACUGUCAUCAGGAGCUUAAAUAGCACAGACUUCCAUGGCAGUGGAUAUACCAGCAUGGCGAUUAUUUACGGCGUGUUCUCUGCUUCGAACUUGAUCACUCCGUCAGUGGUUGCCAUUGUGGGGCCUCAAAUCUCUAUGUUUGUCAGUGGCUUAUUUUACAGCAUGUACAUUGCCGUUUUUAUCCAGCCUUUCCCAUGGUCCUUCUACACAGCAUCUGUUUUCAUCGGGAUGGCAGCUGCAGUACUUUGGACAGCACAAGGAAAUUGCCUGACAAUAAAUUCAGAUGAGCACACGAUUGGGAGAAACAGCGGAAUUUUCUGGGCACUCUUACAGUCCAGCUUGUUCUUUGGAAAUCUCUACAUAUAUUUUGCCUGGCAAGGGAAAACUCAAAUAUCAGAGAGUGACCGGAGAACAGUGUUUAUUGCCCUGACAGUGAUUAGCCUUGUGGGGACAGUUCUGUUCUUUCUCAUUCGGAAACCUGAUCCUGAAAAUGUCCUUGGAGAAGAUGAGUCUUGCGAUGACCAGGACAUGGAAGUCACAGAGUCUGCCCAGAACAAUAUGACAAAGGCAGUGGAUGCAUUUAGAAAGUCUCUAAAGUUAUUUGCCACCAAGGAGAUGCUCCUUCUGAGCAUUACAACGGCCUAUACAGGUCUGGAGUUGACUUUCUUUUCUGGGGUCUAUGGAACCUGUAUUGGUGCUAUAAACAAAUUUGGAACACAAGAGAAAAGUCUCAUUGGACUUUCUGGAAUUUUCAUCGGCAUUGGAGAAAUUUUAGGUGGAAGCCUCUUUGGCCUGCUGAGCAAGAAUAAUCGCUUUGGCAGAAAUCCAGUCGUGCUGCUGGGUAUCCUGGUGCACUUAGUAGCUUUUUACUUGAUCUUUCUCAACAUGCCUGGAGAUGCGCCGAUUGCCCCUGUGGAAGGAACUGACAGCAGUUCGUACAUCAGGCCCAGCAAAGAAGUUGCCAUUCUCUGCAGUUUUCUGUUGGGUCUGGGCGACAGCUGCUUCAACACCCAGCUACUUAGUAUUUUGGGCUUUCUCUACUCAGAAGACAGUGCGCCAGCCUUCGCUGUCUUCAAGUUUGUCCAGUCGAUCUGCGCAGCCCUGGCUUUUUUCUACAGCAACUACCUCCUCCUGCACUGGCAACUUCUGGUCAUGGUGAUAUUUGGGUUUUUUGGAACGAUUUCAUUCUUCACUGUGGAAUGGGAUGCUGCUGCCAUUGUGGCCCGAGGUUCUGACUACCAAAGUAUUUGAUGAGGUGCUGGUGAGGGGAGGUGCGUGUCUUCAGAAAACAUGCUGGUCACGGAACUGGAAGGAAUCCUCCUCUCCUCACAGCACUUUGGACGAUGCAGAGUCAGAAAAUGAGACCUAAGACUGCUAAAUCAGCCCGUGUUGCUGUUGAAGUUCACAGAUGCUAGCUCUGGAAGAAGUGGAGGAGGGAGCCUGUUCUGUCGGCUGUGGCUCCACAGGCUCACGUUCAUUCAUCUGAAGCUCUCACAGUCCUGUGUGACAAAUGUUUCCUUGUCCCUCUCCACCCUCGUUCUCAUUGGAAGAUGCUGCCUGGACCAUAUGUCCUACAACGGUUCUGCUUAUGGAGAAUGGUUUGCUGUUUAGGGACAGGAGGCAGAUGCCAAUCCAUGUGUGACUCCGGGAGUGGUGAGAUGCAGUCUGUUUUGAAAUGGUCUCGUUGUGUAGACCAGGCUGGCCCUGGACUUGCAGCAGUCCUGCUUCAACCUGGAGUGCUGGGGUUACAGUGAGCGCCAUCACACCCACUUGAACGCAGCCGUCUUUUUCUUUCUUUUUUUUUAAAGUUAGGAUCUUUAUAUAGCCUGGCUGGCCUAGACCUGGCUUUGUGCUCCCAGCAGUCCACCCACCUCUGCUUCCAGAAUGCUGGGGUCACAGCAGUGUGCCACUAUGCCCAGCUUAGAAUGUGGUUUUAACAUUGAAAAGAGUUUUCCUUAAAUGUUUUGUUAAGUAAGAUUUCUUACCUUGUAGUUCAUAGCAAGGAGUGGCCGAUUAAGUAUUAUAGAAUGAAGUAAAAUUGUAUAACAUUUGUAAAUUAACAAAAACUUAUUUAGAGAAGUAAAACAAUAUUUACUGGAGCAGGACUUUUGCUAUCAGUUUUCCUGAAAAGUAUAAAAGAAAAUAAAAAUUUUAAAUCCUAA
Messenger RNA from Nannospalax galili (Upper Galilee mountains blind mole rat), 2792 nucleotides. RefSeq names its product major facilitator superfamily domain containing 11 (gene Mfsd11). The transcript is spliced from 14 exons. The record is from RefSeq and is a predicted model, not a curated record. Lineage: Eukaryota; Metazoa; Chordata; Mammalia; Rodentia; Spalacidae. The coding region runs from base 532 to 1881 and encodes 449 amino acids.